Drosophila eugracilis is the source of this 860-nucleotide messenger RNA. RefSeq lists its product as uncharacterized. Gene Ontology annotation, cellular component: cytoplasm; prefoldin complex. NCBI's taxonomy places the organism in Eukaryota, Metazoa, Arthropoda, Insecta, Diptera, Drosophilidae. The transcript has a single exon. Gene Ontology annotation, biological process: protein folding; tubulin complex assembly; microtubule-based process. The record is from RefSeq and is a predicted model, not a curated record. Bases 43 to 639 code for a protein of 198 amino acids. Gene Ontology annotation, molecular function: tubulin binding.
ACUACCUUUUUUGGUACUAAAACUUCUCAAAAAUUACCGAAAAUGUUUGCGUUUAUGGAAAGUAUUGAAAAGCCGCUUCUUGGCGAUCGAAAAUCCUACAUGCCCAUUACAGUAGCAAAGUUAAUAGACGAAGUCGAGAGCUACAUCGCUAAGCCGGAAUUUUUCUCGGAUGUCCAAGUGGCUCUAAAGCUGCAACGGAUUUACUAUUUACAAUACAACGAACUGGCUGCAAAGUUGGAGUCUGAUCUCGCAAUGGUGUUAUCCCGAUUAGAAGCUGCAAAAAACAACUUGGAACUUGUAAAGAAAUUUAUUGCAAAUCCUGAUGAGGAACAUCAGACUCUAAUGCAAAUUGCCCAAGGGAUAUUCAGAUGGGUAACCGUGCAGCCAGUGAAAAAAGUUACCCUUCAAGUGGGCACUGUUCUGCAAAUGGAAUUUGAACUGCAAGAGGCGGAGGAAUAUAUCAAAAAGGACAUUACAAGUUUGGUACAGCAGCGCCUGCAACAUGAGCAUGAUAUUGACUAUCUGCAGGAUCAGGUCAACACCAUUGAGAUGAAUCUAGCUGUUCUGUAUAAGCAUGGGGUGGAAAAACAAAAGAGAGCGUUAGAAGGAGGUUUGGCAGGACUCUCUCCUCGUCCUUAGUAAUACGUGGGUGGUUUUCAAAUUCGUUGUAUAUUGCUUAAUUUCUAUGUUUUUAUUGCAAGGGAAGAUACUAUACUCCUAAACGCAAUUUAAACCAUAUUUUGCGAAGAAAAUGGAAGUUUUAAAUUCAAAAUUAUUGUUUAUAUAUUCUUAGAAAUAUUGAAUUUAUAAAUUAUAAUAUUAUCGAUAAGAAUUAGUUGUUAAAGAUUACAAAUUUUAUC